AUGGAGUUUGAGGGACAACUAAGACUUUCGGGGGCCUGUACCCUCUUAGAAGUGCCAGACCUCAGCUCCUUGGAUGUGGACGAUGAUGAGAGUGAAGUGGUUUUCAGCAUCAGGCCCAAAUCUUCUCCUCUCCCACGGAGAAGAAGCUCCGUCACUGACGGCGACUCGGAGCCUGAGCCACCCCUUUUUGGUUCCAGGAGAGUGUCCUUUGCAGAUGCCAAAGGCCUCAGUUUGGUACAAGUGAAGGAGUUUGACACAUGGGAUGUACCCAAGCUGCCGGGGUAUGACUCCUGUGAGGGUGAAUGUAAACAGGCAGAGGAAUACUUCCUGUCUCCUGACAAUUUCCCCCUUCCAUUGUCUACUGAGGAGCUGUUCGCCAAAGUGCGGGACCAGAAAGUGGAGUUGGAGACAAUCGAGUUACUUCCCGGGACCUCAAUACUGAAAGGAGUGAUCCGUGUCCUCAACAUCUCCUUCAGCAAGGCAGUAUACAUCCGAACCACCUUGGACACCUGGUCCAGCCACUUUGACCUCCUGGCAGAGUACAUCCCUGGUUCCAGUGACAGUCUGAUGGACUGUUUCUCAUUCAAGCUCACCUUAGUGCCCCCAUUCGGGGAGCAGGGAGCCAGAGUUGACUUUUGUCUGCGGUAUGAGACUCCUGUGGGGACAUUCUGGGCCAACAAUAAAAACAGGAAUUACGUGCUUUUCUGUCACGAGAAGAUGAAGGACAGACCACAGAAGGAAAAUGUGAACAGGAAAAGCUGCCUUAAGACUGUCAGUCAGAACGUCUCCUGUGUGGAAAACAUUGCAGCCGUGGAAGCUUCGUCUCAGGGAAAUGUUUCAGCAGUUGAGUCAAAACAUGGUGAGGAAGUGAACACUAUGAAAGCCAAGCAAAUCUCUGACUCUCAGUCAGGAACAUCAGAGGAAGAUGGACGGAAAUUACAGACCGAGAACAGACGAAACAGCAGCCAAAGAAGUCGCAGAAAGGCUGCACGGAUGGCCCGGGUGAGGGACUACUUUUCACAAAGAGAGGGGGGAGCGAGUAACACUGAAAGGGAUGAAUCACCACCAGAAGCAAAACAGGCAGCACAAGAAGAAUCCCCAAAGGAAAACCACCCCGAUGUGCAAUCAUUAUCUGAUGGGAUCAGCAAAUCAGGACUUUCACAGUUUGUUUCUGAGUCUCUAGAAAAAUGCAGCAAAUCCCUCUUUGAUGUUCUGUAUGAUAUGUCACCAGCGCAUGACAACCCAUCUAACAUUGACCCAGAGAAAUCUGAGAGCAACAGUUUGGCUGACUCUGACACAUUAACAGCAGGUGAGAGUGCCUCGAAUAUCCCAGACAACCCACUGCAUUCAAAUCAUGAGCCUGCUCCUGCAGAAUGCCAGAAUAUCAACAAGUCUGUCUCCAAAGCUGAGGGGAAAAGUCAGAAGCAAGGCACAGGUUAUGAAUGUACUAACAGCACUGGAGCUGAGCCAGUUCACAUCGUUAAUCAGGCAGUGAUCAGUGAAAGCCUUGUUAGCCAGACCAACAGCUUCACAUUUGGAACUGUGGUGGCUCCACUGUAUCAUCAGAUGUUUGGCAGAGUGGGAAGUGAAAGUCAGACUGUAGGUGACUGGGGAAAUCCUGUGCAGGCCACACUGAAUAUUGGAGGCUUAACUCAAAGUUACCCCCACACUGAAAGAAAAGAGAGUAGCUGUACUGAUCCAACAGAUGUAAAAAAUAACAAUGAAGAAGUUGAGGGAAAUGUGAUUAAGACUCAGGGAUCACAGCAAGAAUGCUUAGAUACCACACCAAAUGGCCCUCCCCCCAAGGAAGAACAGACAAGUUUCAGUAUGACAGCAGAUGACAUCCGGCAUCGUACAGAAACUCGGCAGGAUCCAGGGAGAAGCACAGGAAGACAAUCUGGCAUGUGACCUCCAAAACCUCCAAAGUACAGCAGAAGCAGCACAGGCUCAACUGCCAGAUCAUACAUGUUCGCAAAGUAAAACUAAUCUAGAUAAAACACUUUCACACACUGAAGCUCAAGACGUCAUGGCCAGUCUAGAAAAUUCUCAGAAUUUCUCAGAACCUGAGACAGCUCUGGAAACUCAGGAAGAACGAAACAAGUUGACUAACAAUUCUUACGAAGAUGAAUCAAAACAUUCAUCUGAAAGGGAGGUCAGUGAUGAGGUAGCUGAAUCGAUGACAAAAGCAAUGAUAAGCAACUUUCCCAUACAUGAUGACAUGUUUAUGGAUUUGAAAGAUAAAGAUACUUUAAAAGAUGAACCAAUUACUGUUUCAGAGAAAAUAGAACAUCAUGAAAUGGAAGCAGCUGUCAUAAAACAGGAUGAUUUUAGCUUAGCAGACACUACUGAAGUAAAAAACUGGGAAAUGUUGGUUGAAGAAGAGGAGAAGAAUAUAUUAACAGAUCAAGAGGAAAAUGAGGCUCCAAGUUUAAAAGCAGAUUUUGACACAGUGGAGAAAGACCAAGGAGGACAGUUGGAGGACGCAGGGAUAGAGACAGCAUUAGAAAAUAGAGAUACAAUAGAGAGGGAAAAAGAGAGAACAAAGGAAGAACUGGCGGAGGAGCUAACAGCUGCAGGAGAGAAUUGGACCAAGGCUGAAGAUGCUGCGGGGAUAGAGGACAAAGAGAGGGUUGGAGAGGAAGAAAUUUGGGAAAUUUUGGCUGAAAAACAUAGGGAAGAUGUUGAGAAAGAAUUGGAAUAUGUUCAAGCCACAAAGACAGAAAAGACAGCUGGAGAAAAAGAAGUAGCUGAGGAGACUGAAGCAGAGAAGAGAGAGGAACAAGAGGAGACUGAAUCAGAAAAAGAAAAACACUUUUCAGAGAUGCAAGACGUUAAUAUCGGGAGGACCAAUGUCCAAGAAGAAGAGGAAACAGAGGGGGAGGAAGAAACGGAAAUUGAUUUGAACAAUGGAGAUGAAGCUAGUGUGGUGUGGGGGGAUCAGGUAAAACCCAGGGAGGAUAACAUAGAAGAAAAGAAUCCAAAUUACAAGGAGGAAAUUCUAGUUGAUGAAGCAGGAGACUCAGAGAUUGUAGAUGCAGACUCAGAGGUCAUGACAAUAGAGGAUGGGGAAGAUGGAAUGGGGGGUUUUGAAGAGAGGUUAGACAUUACACAAAACAAGGUUGAGGAUGGUUUAUCUGCUCCAGUAAACAGUGUGUGGGACAAAAGUGUAAUUGACAAAGAAAGGAAGGGGGAAAAUGCACACAUCCCAACUGAAAUGCAUCUUUACAAAGGGGAGGAUUUUCACAGCAGCAAGAACAUGACACUUGACCGAUCAAAAGCUGAGAAUGAAUCCUCCGCUGUAGAGGGAGACUCGUGCAUUUUAACAGAUGAACCUGAAGGUGACCAAACAGGCCACGAUAGCGCCUCAGCAGAGUCUGACUCAGACGAUGAGGUGGAGUUGUACAUGCACUGUCUGAGAGCUGUUCACACUGGGCCACAGGCCACUAAAGACAGAAACAAAGAUGCAGGUUUUAGUGGGGGCAAGAGGCCACCUGUAAGCAAAAGCAAACUGCUGUCCACACCCAUGCCUUCCAUCAGUGAGUCUCUGGAUGAAGAACAACACCUCAGCUGCCUUCAGGACAAUCAUGAAGACAUGGACAUAGCAGAUAUCCAACCCACAGCUGCAGCUCUGUCACUGUCAAGUGGACAAGAAAGCAUCAAUAGAAAUGUUUCAUGGUGGAAAGAGACUUUUUCCUGCAGCAAUAUCUCAAAAACAUUGUUAUAUGCCUUCUUGUUAGUAGUAUUUUUAGUUGUGGCAAACCAUUAUGAUUUUAUUGCCUGUUUUGGACUCUACUUGAUAUCAGUGGUUUGGCUCUGCUGUCAAGGAGAGAGACAGCAAGUUAAGAACAGCAGAAAUAGUUGAAUUAAACUGCAAAACAAAUCUGUUUUAGUUGUGAUAAUGUUUGUCAUGGACUUCAUGGACACUAUGAGUGUAGAAAAUGCUGACUUGAUACCCACAAAUGUCUGUAGGUUUAAUAGAUUUUCAACUCGCCUUUCCUUUUUUUACUACAUACCAUCAUGCAACUUGAUAUUUCCCUACUUAGCAAUGGUCUAAGUAGAAGAAUAAAAGAUAUCAUACAACAUUGAAUAAUAAAAUAUACAUGACAUACAUCAGAACUCCCCGUACUCCCUAUGGGAGGAUGUUAACUCCAGGGUUGGAAGAA
Molecule: messenger RNA, 4163 nt
Organism: Xiphias gladius (swordfish)
Lineage: Eukaryota; Metazoa; Chordata; Actinopteri; Istiophoriformes; Xiphiidae
Product: protein phosphatase 1 regulatory subunit 3A-like
Exons: 5
Coding region: 1-1908 (635 amino acids)
Biological process (GO): regulation of glycogen biosynthetic process
Cellular component (GO): protein phosphatase type 1 complex
Molecular function (GO): protein phosphatase 1 binding; glycogen binding
Source: RefSeq, a predicted model, not a curated record